GCAAAACCUGUUAAGUAACAGGCACAGCGGCGGUUAAAGUUUUGUCCUAUUUGAAACAAUGUAUGUAGACAAAGAGUGCAGUAUAGGAAUUUCUAAACCUACAUUUUCCUCUCUAAAUUGUAGGGCCGAGAAGGACACUCGGGACACAUCUGAAGACAUGUUGUAUUGGACUCAUUGUUACUGGAGAGUACCGCUCCUGAUUGUUCUGCUCUGGGACGGCUUCUGCGCUUCAGAAGUGAAACCUACAAGAUGGCCCCUGUUCUCCCAGAAACCCCUUCUCCUCGCCUGGAAUGUCCCAACUCAGGAGUGUGGCCCCUGGCACAGUGUUUCUUUCCAGCUGGAUCAGUUCCAGAUUGUGGCUACACCAAAUGAGGGAUUUGUCAGGCAGAACUUGACCAUGUUCUACCACGACCGCUUGGGCUUGUACCCCUACUUUGAUGCGGAUGAGAUGCCGAUGCACGGGGGGCUGCCGCAGAUCGCCAGUCUCUCGCAGCACCUUAGCGAAAUGCAGAAAGGUGUUGAUAAGUACAUACCAAACCGGGAUGCUGUAGGUUUAGCUGUUAUUGACUGGGAAGAAUGGCGGCCCCUUUGGAUACGAAACUGGGGACCCAAAGACACCUACCGCAAACAUUCCCGUGAACUGGUGCGCCAAAAGAACCCAACUUGGUCCGACGAGCAGGUGGGAAAAGUGGCCCAAUUGGAGUUUGAGAUGUCUGCCAAGACGUUCAUGCUGGACACGCUACGCCAUGCCAAACACUUGCGGCCAAACAAUCUGUGGGGGUUCUACCUGUUCCCGGACUGCUACAACCAUGACUACCUGCGCUCCCUGGAGGGCUACACGGGCCGCUGCCCCGACGUGGAGGUGGCCCGCAACGAGCAGCUGAAGUGGCUGUGGACCGAGAGCACGGCGCUCUUCCCUUCCAUCUACAUGGGCAAAGUGCUGCGCUCCUCUUCCCCAGGACGGCAGUUUGUGCGGAACCGUGUGAAGGAAGGGAUGCGUUUGGCUUCAUCCGGCGACGAGGUGGCACGUCCUGUCUUUGUGUACGCCCGACCCACCUACGCCAACUCCCUGGAACAGCUGACAGAGUUUGACCUGGUGUCCACCAUCGGAGAUGUCGCUCUGGGAGCUGCAGGAAUCAUCCUGUGGGGAGAUGCAACACAUGCAAAAAACAAAACCACCUGCUCUGACCUGAACACGUAUCUUCAGGGCACACUGAGCCCAUACCUCCUCAACGUCUCCACGGCAGCAGAGCUCUGCAGCCAGAACCUGUGUGGUUCUCACGGCCGCUGCCUUCGCAAACAUCCGGACAGCGAUGUUUACCUUCACCUCAACCCCCUUUCACACCGCAUCGAGAGGCGAAACGGCAAACUGACAGUCACUGGCGACCUGGCAGACCCAGACAAAGUCCUUUUUGACACGAACUUUCAGUGCCAGUGCUACAGGGGAUUUGAGGGGAAAGGCUGUGAACACAUAGACCCGCUGCACCAAAAAGGGGCGGCGACUCGAACCAGAACAUCAGCGCUCCAGUGUGUCAUCUUCCUGAUGACCUUUGUGCUCCUGGGUUAAUGCCAAAUACAUACUUGUAAAUGCAGCGCCUUGCAGAAGUAUUUAUUUACAUUUUUAUUGUCCCAGAAACCUGAGUGUGUUUGGUUAAUGUUUUAGAUGAUAGACCAACACAAAAUGGUGCAUAAGAUCUGAGAAGGUUCACAGUUGGCUUUCUGUUUGCAAAAACACAAAAUCUUACCAAAUAUUUCUGGUCUAGUUCAGUAGUGUCCAACCUUUUUGCUCUGAGGGCAAAAAACUGUAAAUUAGAAAUCACAUGAGGUACAGCCAAUCAAAUCAAACUUUGAUGUGAUUUAAAUCACUUUUUUCUGUCUUUUUUAAAAUUUUGCUCAAUAAUAAAUAAAACAAAAAUCUUAUUGAGCUCAAAAUAGUCAUGUUUUUGUAGAAAACUGAUCUGUAAAUUCUUGUAAAAGUCAAGACCAGAGUUUCCACAUUUUUGGGGUUGUGUGUUUUAUUUGGGCUGUAAGAUUUGCUUUCGAGUAAAAAUUAUGGUUCUAAUUACUUAAAAAUUACAAUGAAUGCCAAAACUUAAAACUUAAUAGGCAGGCAGUCUAUUAUUUAUUUUGGGAAAUAAACUGCCCUGAAAGAUAAACCAAUCUAACUUUAUUUGUACAGCACAUUUCUGCUCCAAAACAUUGUUUGUGAUGAAACUACACCAAAAAAAACAGCAAGAUUUUGUGUUUUUGCAGUGCAUCAUCUUUCAGGAAGGGUAACUCAAGUCUCAAUCCUUUUGCAGCAUCUAACAGGGUAUCUUUAACCAUUUUUCUAAUUUAUCUGUCUCUUCCUCUUCUGCCACAAAAACCAGAUUUAUGAUGUGCAUAAAAAGUGAAUUAAAAAGUAAUGUAAUACUUUGAGUUGGUCUUUACCGUAAAUCUCUGACAAAUACUUUAAAGUUUGUGGUUGUAAUGUGACAAAAUGUGAAACAGAAGACAUCAAGGCUUUCAUAAAGCACUGCACACAAGCACAAAGAGGGAUUAGUUCGUAAUUUUCUGCUGCAAAACUUUCAUGAUAGAAAGUCAAACUGUAUUAUAAACAAAGUGGAUGGAAAAGUGAUGUUUGUUUAUAAAUUAUAAGCGUUUUUUAAACAGCAGAGGGCCCGCUGGAAAUGACACUGUUUACAUUUUGCUCUCCGUUUUCCCUCUGGCUCCCAAGGUGUCAAAUUCUUCGUCUCUCUACAGGAUCUGAUGCUUCUGUUGUAAAUGUGUUGAAUAAAAUGAAGGAAUAUGUUUGUUGCUGGGUGGUCAGAGUGGGAAUGAAGCACUUAAAUCAGCUUGGAGCACAACAUACACACCGUAAGUGCCAGAUUUUUAAAAAUGUUUAACCUCCCAAAAUGACCACUCUCUGGCGUCGGAUGUUUUUCCACGCAUUUCUAUUUAUUUGAAUGUAUCUGAGGUUGGAAUCUGGGUUUAUAGUUGUAUGUCUGAAUCAUGACUACUAAUGCCUUUAUACAGCUCACAGUGUGUGUAUUUUUACCUCGGAAUCACAGAGCAAGAACUUCAUUUGAGGGUAAGUUUGGAAACUGCUUAAAAAUGCAAAAGUACAAGCUGUUUUCUUCUGAUUUGUCACUGCAAAUAAAGCGUUUUUUGUGA
Messenger RNA from Poeciliopsis prolifica (blackstripe livebearer), 3153 nucleotides. Its product is annotated as hyaluronidase-2-like. The record is from RefSeq and is a predicted model, not a curated record. NCBI's taxonomy places the organism in Eukaryota, Metazoa, Chordata, Actinopteri, Cyprinodontiformes, Poeciliidae. Gene Ontology annotation, biological process: hyaluronan catabolic process; carbohydrate metabolic process. Gene Ontology annotation, molecular function: hyaluronoglucuronidase activity; hyalurononglucosaminidase activity.